Messenger RNA from Exophiala xenobiotica, 894 nucleotides. RefSeq lists its product as uncharacterized. The record is from RefSeq and is a predicted model, not a curated record. NCBI's taxonomy places the organism in Eukaryota, Fungi, Ascomycota, Eurotiomycetes, Chaetothyriales, Herpotrichiellaceae. The coding region runs from base 1 to 894 and encodes 297 amino acids. The transcript is spliced from 3 exons.
AUGGGAUUGCUGACUUGGAGUCCUCUUUAUUUAUUACUAGAUCUACGCCAAUGCCUAAUCUACGACUCCGGUGGUAAAGACGCGCGCCUCAUCGGGGUCGAAUACAUGAUCCCCAAGCAGGUCUACGAAACCCUCGAUGUCGACGAGCAGAAGCUAUGGCACAGUCAUGAGUUUGAGGUGUCAUCGGGCAUGCUUGCCCUACCUAAACCGGGCACACAUAACCACGACGAUUGGGACGAGCUGGAAACCGAGGCGAUGAAGGAAGUAGCCGGUCUGUAUGGCAAGACCUGGCACUUCUGGCAGGUCGACCGCGGCGACGAGUUGCCCCUGGGUUGUCCCACGCUCAUGGGCUCGCUGACAUCCAAAGAGCAGAUGCCAAAUCUAGCGGAAAUGCUUGCGCCGCGGAAUGAGACGUGGAGCAUUGACCAUGAACACAAGGCUCGAAUCCGUAAGAGCGCGGGUGUGUCGGGCCCUGGUAUCCAUGAAAACGCCGACUCGUGGUGGAGAGAGGCUGAUGGCAAGGCCAACAGAUAUCUUGAGAUCUGCCGGUUCGGGGUCGUUUUCGGCGCCGCCCUCACGGCAUCUCGAGUUUACCACCCUUCAGUCAUUAUCAAUCAGUUGCGCCUGGCCGAUUUUCACAUGCUCGAGGUCUUCCUGACCGCGGGCGCCACCGGCGCGUUUGUCAUGCUUACCUUCGAAGCACUUGACAUCGCAAAACGCAGUAGUCGAUCGAACUCGACACUUAACUGGUUUUCCGCCUACGAUGGCAACAUUGUUGGAGGUGCCCUUGUUGGCGUGGGGAUGAGCCUUACUGGUGCCUGUCCGGGUACUGUCAUUGUCCAACUUGCCCAAGGUAUCCCUUCGAGCGGAGCCACCGGCUCGGUGCACUCUUAG